This is a messenger RNA of Pyrus x bretschneideri (Chinese white pear), 465 nucleotides long. RefSeq lists its product as uncharacterized. NCBI's taxonomy places the organism in Eukaryota, Viridiplantae, Streptophyta, Magnoliopsida, Rosales, Rosaceae. The record is from RefSeq and is a predicted model, not a curated record. The transcript has a single exon. Bases 1 to 465 code for a protein of 154 amino acids.
AUGCAUCAGUCAAAGCUCUGUGCUACUCAUUGCUUGCCUCAAAAUCGACUUCUUAAGGAUGAUGGAACACCAUUUGGCAAUCAUGAGUUGUACAGAAGCAUAGUGGGAGAAUUACAAUAUCUUACUUUCACAAGACCUGACAUUGCAUUCUCUGUGCAUCAGGUUUGUCAGUUCAUGCAUUGUCCUAUAGAGUCACAUUACUUGGCUGUAAAAAGGAUAUUACGAUAUCUUAAGGGGACUCAACAUUAUGGUAUUCAAUAUAUGAAAGGAAAGUUGGAGUUAAAUGCAUUUAGUGAUGCUGACUGGGCAGGGGAUCCCAAUAACAGAAGAUCCACAACUAGAUUGGUUGCUUUCUUGGGGAACAAUCCAAUAUUGUGGUCAUCAAAGAAGCAAAACACAGUAUCUCGUUCAUCUAUUGAAGCUAAGUAUAGAGCAAUUGCUACAACAACUGCUGAGAUCAACUAG